AUUCCCAUAGUAUCUUUAUUUUGGGAAACCAUAAAAAACGCUCAUGACACGGAGAGGGACGACCAACCAGGCGUAAAGCUAAUAAAAUCAUCUGUGGCGAUAAUCCGCUCUCAAAUUGGCCUCAUUCGGGAAUUGAGAAAAAUUACUCUCAGGCUUUCUUUUUCUCUCACACAUACAUACAUACACACGCACGCGCGCGCACACACACAUCCACCCCACGGCCAACAUUUUUAGACUGCUAUGUCGUGACCGGAGCGAUGCAAAUGUCACACGAUUCGCUGGCUACUGUCAGUCUACGGAACAAAAACGUCAAUGUUUUGGUGGCCUUUGGAUGAAAUUCGCUUCGCGUUGCCCGGCUGCAGCUGUGGAAGGGGGUCGUUAGAGACCCGAGGCUUCAUCGGGGCUCGCUUCAGCACCUGGACAGCUCCCCUCGCAGGGUUCCCCGCUCCGCUCGCCGGGGAAACCCUCGGCUGGGGAGCGGAACCUGGAUCUGGAUCUGGAUCAAGCCUCAUCAAUCUCAGCGAGGAGGAGGCUGCACUUAAAGGGCCGUUAUUUCACCGCUCUGAUAACAAUUACAGCUAAUAUGAUCUUGCCGAGUGACGAUGCUUCUUGCAUUUGAGCUUCAGCCCCUCUUUGGUUUUGCACUGAAAUCCGAGCAGCGGAAGCAGCAGCAGCAGCAACGGCGGCGGUGGUGGUGCUCGUCCAAUGCAAAAGUGCUAAGGAUAGCUGCAGCCUACACACCGUGCGAGCCUGCUGCUGCUUCACUUACAUUGAUCACCGCCGAGAGAGACAUUUCUAUCAGCAAGGGGGCAGCGGGAGGCACAAUUACCCGUCAACAAUGUAAAUCUCACACAGGGUUCAGCAUGAAAGCAGCAUCUCUCAGGUGGGAAGUUGACCUGCAGCACUAAAACAGACAGAAGUGAGUGGAAACCUUUUGACAACCUCCACCACAUCUCUAUCUCCUCCAUCACCCAGGAUCAUGGCUAAUUCUGAUGAAGUGGAGCAGGCAGGUCUGUCAGAUUUGGAGAUCAUCUCCCAGCCGGUGGAGGAUGAGAACCAGUGCUUGGCUCCUCCAGUCCAGCUGGUGAGUUUUGGCUACAGAGAUCUGCCCCUUGCAGCUCUGGACCUCUCCCUGGCUGGCUCACAGCUGCUCUCCAAUGCAGAUGAAGAUGAAAACAGGGAAGGGUCCAACUGGCUGAAGCCGUGCUGUGGGCGUCGAGUGGCCCUGUGGCAGGUCUGUCUGCUCAGUGCUGGCUUCAAUUGCAUCCUGGUGGCCUGCGUUAUCCUGGUGGUGCUUUUCCUGUCUUUGGAGCUGCUCAUAGACACCAAACUCUUACAAUUUUCCAAUGCGUUCCAAUUUGCCAGCAUUAUCCACUGGAUCAGCCUUAUCAUUCUGUCACUCUUCUUCUCAGAGACUGUCUUCAGAAUUGUUGUUCUUGGGAUCUGGGACUACAUAGAAAACAAAGUUGAGGUGUUUGAUGGUGCAGUUAUUGUGCUGUCCCUGGCCCCAAUGGUGGCAUCCACAGUGGCCAAUGGGCCCAGCAGCCCCUGGGACGCCAUCAGCCUCAUCAUCACACUACGCAUUUGGAGGGUCAAGAGGAUCAUUGAUGCGUAUGUGUUACAAGUCAAAGUUGAAAUGGAACUGGAGAUCCAGCAGUGUGAGAAGACCAAGGCUGUGAGAGAGGAGCAGCUGGAGCGUCUCACUCAGAUUUGUCAGGAGCAGGCUUUUGAGAUCAGGCAACUGAGGGCACAUCUGGCCCAGCAGGACCUGGACCUUGCAGCAGAGCGUGAAGCAGCCAUGCAGAUCCACCAUGUUUGGGACAAACAGGGCAGGAAUUUUCAGGUUGUGGAAGGUUUGCCUCCUGGGGAGUCUGACGAUGAGGGUGGUCAGAGAAACCCCAGGGAGCCACAUGUCACUUCAGAUCCAGUUGUACGUGAUGACAUGAACAACUACAUCAGCCAAUAUUACAGUGAAGCAAGCAGCGAUGCUGGGGCUUCUGGCUUAGGUGCGCGGGUCAUCACAACAGCAGCCAUUGACGUUCACCUACCCACCAGUACAAACGUCAUCCAGUCAAAUCCUAUGCUUGCUAUGGAGCGGGUGGGCAGCGCUGUAAGUGAUGCCUCCACCAGCAUAUCACGGUCCAGUGGCAGCCUCACAGCCCGCCCCCACAGCCUGAGUAGCCAUACUCCGGGUUCAUCAAUGACAGACUGCAGCAGCAGCGCAGCUCAGGACUUCAGUCUGAGCUACAGCUCCCAUCGCUGCUGCCCCCCUUCCUUCUCAGGCCAGGACCCCUGCAAGGACCCCAGCAUGGUGGUGCAGGAGCUACUCUCCUCCCUCUCUGAGGACUCCUGCCUUGCUCAAAAGGGCCUAGUAGUAGACCCUGUCAACCUCAAGCUUCCCAGUCCAACUGGCUCAGAAAAUGCCAGCCCCGAACUGGACAACAGAAUAAACAUUUUCAAUCGCAGGAACCAAGAGGAGAGACGGGGCCGGGGAAGGGGUUGUGUGCUGUUGCAGACCAAGCCACUGAUCCACCUGCAGGGCAGCAGCACUGAGCCGUCACUGGAGGAGAAGUACCGGCUACUGGGACCAGCUGACUCACCUCUAGGGCAUAUGUCUGAUACAUAAGCAAGCGUUAUUUACACAGGAACAGAAGCUUUUACUCUUUUUAUUUUUUACUGCCAUCCCAUUUGGCAUAUAUCUGAACUUUUGUGACAGAUCAAACCUCAUGAGAGGGACCACACAAGAUUUGAAAAUUGGAUUCCUCUGUUACUGAGUAAAUCGAGACUUAGCCAAUUCAGAGCAAGCUCAAGCCUUAGCUUCUAGCUAACAGCGAUGCUCCUUGAGUUGUUGUUUUCAGCUGUCAUUAGUAGAAAUUAAAAAUGAUCAUUUUUAGGCCCUUUGGCAUCCUGUCUAACCUCCCCUGUUUCUCCUUAAUAGAUUUUUGAAAUCCAAAAAACCCCAGAUAUAGCACAACAAAGACAAUACCACCCUAUCAAAGGGGCAUCUAAUGUGUUUUUGGACACAUUCUUCAUCAGGAAUUCUCACUUUGAAUAGGUCCUAAAUGCACUGAACUUUACGUGAAUUAAAACCAGCAAAGGGCCAUUCAAGCCUAUACUGAACAAAAACAUAAAUGCUGAGCAGUGUUGCCAUCUUAGACACUGCUCUUGAGAAUUUCAAGCAGUAAAAGGAGUGUUUUCUAUUGCUUUUUGUUGUUGUUCUGUUUCUUUUCAGUUUUAUUUUCAAGUUUAAACAUUAAUUAUGCUGUUCUUUGUUUAAACAGCCACAGGGUAAAUACUGUAAGACUGGCUAAACUAUUGAAAAGCCAAUUUUCUACCUUUGCCUUUUUGUCACCUGUUUGAUUUAAAGACCAUGGACCAUCAUCAAAAUUUAUUAAAUAGCAGUUUUGUUUUCAGAAGUUGUUAGUAGGGUAUAUUUGUGUGGUUGAAAUGAAACGGUAACUGACUGAGCUCUUCACAUGGAACUAGACUGGAGUGCUUGUAGCAUGAACCUUUAAAAGAAAUGUGCCAUAAACGGUGAGCAAAUUCUUUGCACUUUAAUGUUUACAGACACUUUUGUAAACUUCAUAUGGAGGAAGUCAUUGCCAAAUGAAGGUGUUGUCAAUUGAAUGAAAA
Pundamilia nyererei is the source of this 3633-nucleotide messenger RNA. RefSeq names its product transmembrane protein C15orf27-like. Gene Ontology annotation, molecular function: voltage-gated channel activity. Gene Ontology annotation, cellular component: plasma membrane; dendrite. The record is from RefSeq and is a predicted model, not a curated record. The coding region runs from base 980 to 2626 and encodes 548 amino acids. Lineage: Eukaryota; Metazoa; Chordata; Actinopteri; Cichliformes; Cichlidae. The transcript is spliced from 11 exons.